AUACCUACUGACCCCAAAGUGCUUGCAGUUUUUUCUCAUGCCCUCUCCUGUUACAGCACAUCAAUAUCUUCAAUCAUGUCUAUAUGAAACAAAUUGACUUUAAUUAAGCAUUAUGCAAAGCGACAGCCUCUCAGAGCACUAAUCCGCAGAGUUUGCCUCAAUUGGUGGACCAGCGCUUAAAUUAGUCGAGCAGCGACACUCAGCCGGUUCACUUGCAACAUGAAGAGCGACGAGAUUAUCGAGAAGAUACGCAGCAAGCUGAAGGAAUCGGAUCCUGCCCGGCGCACCGUGGUCAAUACAUUCCAGUUCAACUUCACCGAUGCGGAUGGUAAUCUCAUCAAGAGCAUGGUCUUUGAUUUCAAAGCGCUGGACAUCUACGAAGGGAGUUCCUCCACUGCCGAUGCGCAAGUCACCAUUUCGGACGAGGAUUUCUACUUGGUGGGCACUAAGCAAAAGACUUUUCAGGAGGUUCUGCAGCAAGAGAAGGCUAAGAUCGAUGGCGAUGAGGAAGCUAUUAAGAAAAUGCUGGAAAAGUUUCGCAUAAAUUCACAAAACUAGCUAAGAGAGUUGA
This is a messenger RNA of Drosophila takahashii, 571 nucleotides long. RefSeq names its product eucalyptus (gene euc). NCBI's taxonomy places the organism in Eukaryota, Metazoa, Arthropoda, Insecta, Diptera, Drosophilidae. The record is from RefSeq and is a predicted model, not a curated record. Gene Ontology annotation, cellular component: cytosol.